GAGCAAGUUGAGGAUGACGAGGGAACAAGAGGGGCUAGCGCUCCUAGUGGAUCUGCUUUGCAUACCUCGACUAGUGCGCGUGCCAGUGUUGCAUAUGGGCAACAGCUCUUGCACAGCUACGCGGGAAAUCACGCCGCGUCCCCCACCAGGUCGUCACAUCAGAGUGUAGACACCACGCCAAGCGCCAGAAGCCAAGUGAUGGCUCAAGUUCCGGG
Messenger RNA from Amoebophrya sp. A25, 215 nucleotides. The record is from the annotation of a GenBank genome assembly. Lineage: Eukaryota; Dinophyceae; Syndiniales; Amoebophryaceae.